This is a messenger RNA of Vigna angularis (adzuki bean), 1543 nucleotides long. Its product is annotated as zinc finger protein CONSTANS-LIKE 13. Gene Ontology annotation, molecular function: zinc ion binding; protein binding. Lineage: Eukaryota; Viridiplantae; Streptophyta; Magnoliopsida; Fabales; Fabaceae. The transcript is spliced from 4 exons. The record is from RefSeq and is a predicted model, not a curated record. The coding region runs from base 135 to 1061 and encodes 308 amino acids.
CUUGAAAAUGAUUAUAUCCUCUGCCUUUUCCCCUUACAUGAUCUCAAAGCCCUUCUUUCAGAUUCCAAAGCAACACAGGUUGUGUUUGGCACUCAUCAUCUAUUCAGAGUAUAAUAAGGUAAGAGGAAGAAGACAUGAAACAGAGCACAUGCGACUAUUGUGGGGACUUCACUGCUCUUCUAUAUUGCAGAGCAGAUUCUGCAAAGUUAUGUUUCUUCUGUGACCGCAAAGUCCACUUCCCCAACCAGAUUUUCUCCAAGCACUCCCGCACACAGCUCUGUGAUGGCUGUGCCGAUUCCCCUGCAUCGGUGCUCUGUUAUACAGAGAACUCUGUUUUCUGCCACCACUGUGACUGCCAAAACCAUAACAACCACUUGCUGUCUCGGCAACACCAACGGAGAUCCCUUCAGGGGUUCUCUGGCUGCCCUUCUGUCACUCAGAUGUUAAUUUUUUUGGGUCUUACCGAAGAAUCUCUCCUUUCAACUGAGGGAGGAAAUUCCCAUCACGACGGCCAUUCCAAUUUGCACGUGUGGAAUGCUCCUUCUGUUUUUGGUCCUGAAGAUUUCAUUUCUUCCUCUUCUUCUUAUAAGAAUCGUAAGGGUGCGUGCGGGAGACAGAGAGAAGAAAUUGUGAGUCAGCUUGGAGAACUAAUAAAGUUGGAGGCUGACUUGAUUCGUGGAGAAGUAGAUGCUGCUGAACCACAAAAGCAAUUUGAAAAUUUGUCUACGGGUUUUGAACGUGACACAGAGACUAAUAUGUUUCCUUCAUAUGAGGCAGGUGUGUUUUGUUGGCAUGGAGAAAGCAGUGAUCGUGCAAAUCAAAUUGUUCCUUCUGAUAAUUCGGUGAGUGAUUAUAGUAAGAAGCAAGGACAACCAUCAAAUUAUUUAAAGCCUCCUAAAGAGUUAACAAGUCAUGAAAGAGAUUCGGCAUUAUUGCGUUACAGAGAGAAGAAGAAAACAAGAAGGUAUCACAAGCACAUCAGAUACGAAUCACGAAAAGUUCGCGCAGAAAGCAGAAUGAGAAUUAAGGGUCGGUUUGUGAAAGAUGAAACACAAAAAUAAUAGUAAAUUAUUACUAGUAGCUGAUUAGAGCUAACUGAUGUGCACCUAAGAAGACAAGUGGUGAGUACAAUAGAAAGAGACAGAAGAAAAAUAAGCCUUAUAAGCAUUGGAGUGUUAUGUGAUUAAGAGGAUGAAAGCAAUUCUUUUGUGUAUAAUUUAGCCCUUUUGUACGUGAUUAAAUGGAAUGAGCGGUGGGCAAUUUUGAUUGCUACAAAGUUACAGAUCUUCAAAUUUACGUUCUGUGUGAUAAGAUUGCUGCCUUCUCUUGACUUCAUAUUUUACCAAUUUUAGGCUUUGAUGUAAGGUAUAAAGUAUUCUAUGCAUCAAUAUGAUAGUGCAGAAAAUCCAUCCUUGUGAGAUUUCUACAAAAAGUACAAAACAACUGUAUUGGGUUUUGGGUACAAGAAGACGCCCAAAUCUUAUGCAAACCAAAACUUCUUCUUUUCCUUCCUGUUACUUUAGAGGCAUAAUUGAUUCUAUUA